Molecule: messenger RNA, 1827 nt
Organism: Closterium sp. Yama58-4
Lineage: Eukaryota; Viridiplantae; Streptophyta; Zygnematophyceae; Desmidiales; Closteriaceae
Source: the annotation of a GenBank genome assembly
AUGGUCACCGAUCAUUUGGGGCGGAAUCAGCGGGUCUUUCCACUCCUGAGCAAGUACCUGUGCGACCACACCGAGUCGUGCAUGGUGACAUGCACAUGGGCAGCCACGUCGAACCAACCUUGCUCUAUGUGCCUUGUGAGCAAGUGGGACCUUGCGGAUCUGACCCUGGAAAGCUCCCCACGCACCGUGGAAGGCCAAAAGGACAUGUACGUGCGGAUCGAGGGUACCAACCCAAAGAAGCGCAAGAGAAUUAUGUCUGCAUGGUGCACCCACUUUGUGCAGGUGGGUGACCCUCUGAGCGGCUUGUACGCACUGUGGGAAUGGGCGCACGUCGACACACCCUGGGGGAACCUCUACGAGGACAUCGGAAUAUGCAUCAUGCACGUGGUGGACGAGGGGGUGUGGCUGCACACCAUGCGAUUCCUGGUGGCGAAAUUAACUCCCACCGAGCAGCUCCUUCUUUUAAGGUACUGCCUGCGGGUUGUCGUGGGGGUGUGGCGUGGUGCAUGCGAGGCCGUCAUGGCCGUGACGCCACCGUCUCUUCUCCGUCAUCCAGACCCGUCGGCAUACUUUGGGACGGUGUCCCAGUAUGCCGCAUGGGAGCACCGGGCCAUGAUGCAGAUUGUCCCGCUGGUCGCUCACCUGCCUGGACACGAGGACAUUGCCCGAGUGGUCAUCCUCUUCAACGAGUGGUACCGCGCGUAUUUCCGCGUGGCGUAUCACACGGAGGCGUCUCUUCAAGAGGCAACGAGGAAGACCCUUGUGCUGGUCGCGGAGCUGAAGCUCGUCUUCCCCAAGCAGUCGUCGCAGUGGCGACUGCCGAAGGUGCAUCUUCUCCGGCACCUCCCGCAUGCGAUUAGGAUGCAUGGCAUCCCGUCCGAGCAAUCGACCAACACAUACGAGGCCUUGCAUAAGCGAUUCUGCAAAUGGCCUGCACGGAACUCGAACUGGCGGGACGUGGGCAGAGACAUUGUGGUUCGCCACGCACGCAACGAGGCAAUCAGGGGCCUGGGUCGGGCCGAGGGCGGUAGGACGUACGAGACGGCCAUGCACACGGUGAGCCAUGACGGGUCAUGCAUGAGUGUAGCGCUCCCGAGCCAUGUGACAUUACUUACAGCAUGGUGUCCCGUAUUGGCUGUCGGGUCUCACGGUGAUGGAGGGUUCUCUUUUAUGCUCUUUUCCAUUCCCAUCGUACGGUGCGUGGGCACAGGCGGUGAAGCACAACACCAGGGUGCUUACCCGACGUUCACGGCGCAUGGCGGUGGGGGAUGCGCAGGACCCCGUCUGGGCGGAAUAUGGCGCCGUGCUGGGCAGCGCGGUGAUGGACGGUAUCGCACGGGUGAUGCAGCGUGUGGGGAUCGAUGCGUCAGGCGUGCAGGUGAUGUCUCGUCGAUGAGUGGGUGCAAGGGGGCCGGUUCGGGAUUGGGAUUUCGGGUGUACCUGCCGGUUCACACAGCAAUGGCGAUACCCCCCCAUGACCGCCUCUUGGGCCGCGGGCCAGGGCACAUGGUGAAGGCAGCGCCGGGUGAGGGGAAGUUCAGCUACGUGUCGAUUGCUGGGGGGGAGGGCGAGUGGUAUGCUCGGUGCAUCAUGCUAUUCCAUUUCAUUGACGGCGAGGCCCAGAUUCACAGGCGCGCCGUGGUGCAGUAUUUCGACGAGCAUCCCACUCCAUGCCCCGUGACGGGAUGCGCGAGGCUACUGCCGACUGUGGGAGAGGAUGAGUACGCCGUUGUCGAGGUGGACAACAUUCUGUCCCUUGCCCACAUUGUCCCGUGUUUCACUGAGCCCCGGUUCUCUUUGGUGAACCGGUUUCUGUUUGAUGAGUGA